AGGCCUCAAAUCCCUUCUAACACUUCUUUCCUAUCAGCAAGAUUAGUCAACAGUGCUCUACUGGCUGAAUUCAGACCAGCAGCCUAGGCUGAAUUCCCACCAGCUGGAAUAGGAGUCUAAAGGCUGUGCCUGGGACCCGAGGUCUGCUGAUGCAGGCUCAUUCUCUGAGACAGGGCAAGGCAUGUAACUGGUCCUCCCCUAGGGAUAGUGAGGAGCCAGCAGGGACAAGAAAAGGGUCCACCUCCUGCAGUCAUGCUGAAGCAAAGCAAUGAGAGGAGACGGUCUUGGAGCUACAGGCGCUGGAGUGUUUCUGAGUGUGAGGGGGAGCCACAGACGGGGAGCAGUGAACACCGACCGAGCAUCUGCUCCACAGGGGCUCUGUCUGGCUCUCAGAUCAGCAUCACUCCAUGGAUCCAAGGCAACUAUAACUACUACAUUGAGGAGGACGAGGAUGGGGGGGAAGAGGAGGAGGCGUGGAAGGAUGAUGACCUCGCUGCCGAGGAGGUCACCACUACCCAGCCGGAUGACAGUGCUAACACUCCAGCCCAGUUGUCAAUGCUAAACGUGAACGUGGGUGGCCACAGCUAUCAGCUGGACUACUGCGAGUUGGCCUGUCACCCCAAGACGCGCCUGGGCCGCCUGGCCACCUCCACCAGCCGCAGCCGUCAGCUGGGCCUGUGUGAUGACUACGAGCCCCAGACUGACGAGUACUUCUUCGAUCGCGACCCAGCUGUGUUCCAGCUCAUCUACAACUUCUACACCUCGGGGGUGCUGCUGGUGCUGGAUGAGCUGUGCCCGCGCAACUUCCUGGAGGAGCUGGGCUACUGGGGCGUGCGGCUCAAGUACACGCCGCGCUGCUGCCGCAUCUGCUUCGAGGAGAGACGCGAUGAGCUGAGCGAGCAGCUCAAGAUUCAGCGCGAGCUGCGCGCCCAGGCGCAGGCCGAGGAGGCCGAGGAGCUCUUCCGUGACAUGCGCUUCUACGGCCCACAGCGCCGCCGCAUCUGGAACCUCAUGGAGAAGCCCUUCUCCUCGGUGGCCGCCAAGGCCAUGGGGGUGGCCUCCAACCUCUUCGUGCUCAUCUCCGUCGUGGCACUGGCGCUCAACACCGUAGAGGAGAUGCAGCACCAGGCGGAGCAGGGAGUGGGCGGCGGCGACCCUCGGUCCAUUCUGGAGCACGUGGAGACGCUGUGCGUGGCUUUCUUCACGCUGGAGUUCCUGCUGCGCCUCAUCUCCACACCAGACCUGCGACGCUUCGCGCGCAGUGCCCUCAACCUGGUGGACCUCGUAGCCAUCCUGCCGCUCUACCUGCAGCUGCUGCUCGAGUGCUUCACCAGCGAGGAGCAGCGGGACAGCAAGGGCUCGUCACGCGAGCACGACCUGGAGACGGUGGGUCGCGUGGGCAAGGUGGGCCAGGUGCUGCGCAUCAUGCGCCUGCUACGUAUCUUCCGCAUCCUCAAGCUGGCGCGCCACUCCACCGGGCUGCGCGCCUUCGGCUUCACGUUGCGCCAGUGCUACCAGCAGGUGGGCUGCCUGAUGCUCUUCAUCACCAUGGGCAUCUUUGCCUUCUCCGCCGCUGUCUACUCCGUGGAGCAUGAUGUGCCCGGCACCAACUUCACCAGCAUCCUCCACGCCUGGUGGUGGGCGGCAGUGAGCAUCUCCACAGUGGGCUAUGGAGACAUGUACCCGGAAACACAUCUAGGCAGGCUUUUUGCCUUCCUCUGCAUUGCUUUUGGGAUUAUCCUCAAUGGAAUGCCCAUUUCCAUCCUCUACAACAAGUUUUCUGAUUACUACAGCAAGCUCAAAGCUUAUGAAUACACAGCCAUACGCAGAGAGAGAGGAAAGGUGAACUUCAUGCAGAGGGCCAGAAAGAAGAUGGCUGAGUGUUUGACUGGAAGCAAUAUACAGCCCAUCCAAAGGCAAGAGAACUAAUAUUUCAAAUGACAUUUGGCUGGCAGAUACUGUGACCUUCAAGGCUUCAUUGCUCCUCCUCCUUCUCCUUCAUAAUUGACCUCAAAAGAAUGCAGGAAGCAGACAUGCACCAACAACAUUCAGUUCACAUCUGUACCUCUGGGAAUGCUCCUUGUAGUCCAAACUUGGAAUGCUUCAUAUUGCUUUUUAACUAUAUUGUGUGUGAGAAUCUCACCUUACCAAUGACAUGGAUAUUGAAGACAAUAUGAAAAAAGCAGUAUUUUGGAUUUCUCUGUUAGCUUCUCACAGCAUCUGGCUUGAUACAUAUUUUUUAACUUGAAGAUUUUCCUUAUCGCCAUGACCUGCACAGCCAAUGGGGUCCUGAGAGGGGGUGAUGAGAGAUUAAGAAAAAACUAGACACAUAGGAAUGCUGGGAUGGGUGGGACCCAACCUCUCUGAUGGGGAGGGAGUGAUGACUUAGCAUGAUGUGCAUCUUUAUUUAAACACAUUGAGAAGGGGGAAGUAUGCAACAGAGUCAAAAGUGCAAGGUCUCAGUGUUUUGCUGGGAACACUGAAAGGGCAACAUUCUCCGCGCUCUCUGUGCUGUAGUUAACAGGAAGGAGCACCAAGGCCAGAUACCUGCUGGACUGGCUUUGCUGUAGUCCCAACAUCAUGUUUAUAUGGCUCGCCUCUGGUGCUCCAUGUUCUUGGGGCUGGCCUUGCUUUAGCCACAAAUGUGUGGUUGAUCUCGAGCUCAGCCUCAUCCUAAGCUUAAAGUGUUAAUUUUUUUUAAAGAGAUGGAUUGUUACAGCAACAACUGUGGAGCUUUGGGGUUUCGAUCAACCUCACAGUCAAAAUCCUAAAUCUACCAGCUAUGUAAGUUUGAGGCAAGUCAUUUUAACUCAAGCCUCGGUUUCUUCAACAGUUAAAAUGUAGGUAGCAAAACACAUUUUGCAAAGUGACUAUGUAAAGUGGAGGAACUAUUUGCAAAUUCUCAAUAAAUGAUGGCUGUCAUGGUUUA
This is a messenger RNA of Cavia porcellus (domestic guinea pig), 2929 nucleotides long. It is a transcript of the gene Kcnv2, whose product is annotated as potassium voltage-gated channel modifier subfamily V member 2. Gene Ontology annotation, molecular function: voltage-gated potassium channel activity. The record is from RefSeq and is a predicted model, not a curated record. Gene Ontology annotation, cellular component: voltage-gated potassium channel complex; membrane. Gene Ontology annotation, biological process: protein homooligomerization; potassium ion transmembrane transport. The transcript has 2 exons. NCBI's taxonomy places the organism in Eukaryota, Metazoa, Chordata, Mammalia, Rodentia, Caviidae. The coding region runs from base 253 to 1929 and encodes 558 amino acids.